AAAGGAUUUCCCGUUAAUUCCAGAGGUUUCCUGGGCAUCGAUCGAGAGGGAGAUGGCAACUUCGAAAUUGGCAGCAGCAGCGGCUGAGAGGCUGGGGACAGCCGCCAGACGCCAAGCCCUAACGCUAACAGAAGCGGCGGCGGGUAGGAUACGCCACCUUUUACAGCAGCGCCAACGCCCUUUCCUUAAACUCGGCGUCAAAGCUCGCGGUUGUAAUGGCCUUUCCUAUACCCUAAAUUAUGCAGAUGAGAAAGGGAAAUUUGAUGAGUUGAUUGAGGACAAGGGUGUGAAGAUAUUGAUAGAUCCAAAGGCUCUUAUGCAUGUUAUUGGUACCAAGAUGGACUUUGUAGAUGACAAGCUCAGAUCUGAGUUCAUAUUUAUUAACCCCAACUCAAAAGGACAGUGUGGGUGUGGGGAGUCGUUUAUGACAACAAGUACUGCAGAAGCUACAAAGGCUGGGGGAAGUUCUUAAUCGUGUUCACAACAAACAAACUACGGUAAACCUGGGACCACACCCUUCAUAAUCCUGUAUAGUAUAUGUGAAAUUACCUAUCUAGCCUUUCCAUGAUAAUUAUAAUACUUUCUUUUUAACUGCUAAAAAAGCAAGUUAUUUCCCUGUUCCUGUUGCUUCCAUGCCUUAGGGGUUGUUUACCUAAAUGCUUAUCCGGUGAGUGCUUACCUUAGAAGUCAACACUAUAAUUUAUUUUACUGGGUAAGGUUGUAGUACAUCAAAACGUAUUACAUGCAAUAUUUUUCCUGGUAAGCUCUUACCCGGGUAAGA
Cynara cardunculus var. scolymus (artichoke) is the source of this 781-nucleotide messenger RNA. RefSeq names its product iron-sulfur assembly protein IscA-like 1, mitochondrial. Gene Ontology annotation, biological process: iron-sulfur cluster assembly. Lineage: Eukaryota; Viridiplantae; Streptophyta; Magnoliopsida; Asterales; Asteraceae. Gene Ontology annotation, cellular component: mitochondrion; cytoplasm. Gene Ontology annotation, molecular function: 2 iron, 2 sulfur cluster binding. The record is from RefSeq and is a predicted model, not a curated record. Bases 53 to 472 code for a protein of 139 amino acids. The transcript is spliced from 3 exons.